ACACCAUCAUGCAUGGAUAUGAAUGGUGUGCACCCAUCACACAUGUGACAUCAUACACACACAUACCAAUGCAAUGCGAUGAACCCAACACCCACCAGCCCUCCAUGGAUGACCGAGGGCAAUACACAUGCACUCACACACCAUGAAAAGCCAACUGAUUCACAUCACUCACUCACUGCUCGGCUUCACCGGCACCAUCUUGAGCGUCUACAAGUGCUUCUCCAGUGUGGCGCGGUCCACCGGUUUCGUGAGGAUGUCUGAUGGGUUGUCAGCUCUAGAGAUGUGGACCACGAUAUGGGUUGUCUGCUCGACGAGCUGGCGGACGUGGUGGUAACGCACAUCCACAUGCCGCAGCAGGCGGCUGUCCUUUUUGUUGGACGACACGUAGCAAGCACCCAUCCCAUCGUUGUAGAGCGUCAGCGGCCGCGCCACCAACACGUUGAUUGUCUCGAGGGUAUGGGCGAGGGCGUCGCCGUGCUUGGCGCACUCAGAGACGCUCUUGAACUCUGUCUCCACUGUGGAGGUCGAGACCUUGGGCUGCGUCUUGGAUUGUGCGCUGACGACUCCCAUCAUAUAGACCCACAGCCAGCCUGACGUCGACCGUCGGUCCGCCAAGUCGGCGAACGAUGCCUCGGCAUACCCCACCAGCUGGGCGGGAUCGCCGUUCUUGUCGAAGUGCAGCCCCAGACUCUGUCGAUGCUUCACAUACCGCAACACACGCAACGCCGCAUCAUAGUCCGCCUGGUUCCAUCGCGACAUCCGUUUCGCCAGCUCCUUGGUCGGGUAGAGCAGGUCAGGGCGGGUGCCGGUGGCCAGGUAGAGGAGGGAACCGACAAUCUGUCGGUAGGGCAGUUUGCGCUGCGGUGAGUGCUCCCACUCGUCGUCAGAGGGGAAAGGCUCGGUGCCGAUGUGUGUGUUGGGGGCGAUGGGUGUGGCGACGGAUCGGCUGUCGGGAGGGAGGAACAUGUCGACGAUCUUGUGCGCGUAGCUGGUCUGAUGGAUGACGAUACCGUCGUCCGUGUACUCGAUCUGCAGCUCGACGAACUGACGCGCGAUGCCCAAUAGCUUCAUCUUGAACUCAGUCGACAACGUCUCCUUAAUCCACUCCCUGCUCUCCGCCGGGCCCAUCAGCAACGCAUCAUCAACGUACAGGUUGACAUACAGGUCCUUGGUCUUGUUGUAGAAGAGCCCCCUGUCGAUCACAGACUGGCUGAAGCCCACCCUCUUGAGGAAGGCGACCAUGGUGUCGUUCCACAGUUUCGGGGCCUCAGGCAGACCGUACCAUCCGCCUUUGAUCUCGAGGAUGUCCUCCCCCUUGAUCUUGUCUGGAUGGCGGGCGAGGAUCUCGUCACACGGGUAGGCGAAGACGGGCUGCUGCUGCUCUGGCAUGGUGGUGUGAAGGAAGGCGCUCUCGACGUCGACCUGCUCGAUGUCGUAGCGCUUCGCCAGUGCCGUGCUGAUGAGCAGCUUUGCCGUGGCUGUGCGGCUGGUCGGCGCGUAGAGUGUCUCGUGUUCUCUCUCGUUCAUGCUGCCGUUGAUCACCAGCCGUGUCUUGGGCCGCCCGUCUGCCUUGACGACCCUGACCGCCAGCACGUGGAAGAUCUGCGAGCCCACGGGGAUCGUCUUCUUCUUGCGCCACACAUAGGUCUUGUGCUGUUCCAGCUUGUCGACCUCCCCUGCGUCAGCGUCACGCCAGAUCUGUUGAUCUUCAGGGCUCAUCUUGCGGAUGAUGCGAGGCGUGACCUUCAUGCCAGGCAUCAUCUUGACGGGGCCAUCUGCCGACACACUCACGUUGGCCUCGUGCGCCCGAAAGGCGUGCAGUUGCUGGUCCAGUGGUGUGCCGGUAGCUCCAUCAGCUUCAUCCGCAACGAGUGCCGCACACAUCGCAGCAGCUGCAGGGUCGAUGGGUGGCGGUGCGCUCGUCUCGACCUCAAUGCAGGCAGCCAAGUAGGCCGCCUCCGCCUCCACCUCACUCGACCUCUCCUUGGCUUUGUUGGCCGCAUUCCACUCCUUCCUGGCCUGCUCUCUGAGCUUGGUGUCGUUCCAGGCUGCCUUGUUGGUCGCCCGCCGGUAGCGGCGGAUCUCCUUGAUGCGCGGCCGUUGGUACGCCGUGAGGUUGGGGUAUGUCGCUGGCCACAAGAUGUGACACGGAUAGCCCCACGUGUUGAACGGCUUGCCCCGGUACUCGACUGGCUGGUCGUCACCACCAGCAUGGCUGACGUCGCUGCGGUUGAGAGGGACGUCACCGGGCUGCUCAGCAGGGGAUGGAGAUUGAUGGGUGGACGGUGGGUGGGUGGGUGGUGGUGCUGCCGAUGCUUGGGCCUCUACAGGUACGGCUACGGCUAACUCGGCGUCCUCGCCCUCAGGACGCGCCGGCUGAGUCACGGGCUCAGCGGCUGGCUGAGUCACGGGCUCAGCGGCUGGGCUCUCGCCCGCCUCCACAGCAAUAUUAUCAACAACAGCACGGCUCUCGCUGGCCGGCUGCACCCCUCCUGACACAUGCUCCCGCUGUACACCAGUGGCAGGGUGGCUCUCCUGCUGCCCAGAGCGACGCGUCGGAUUCAGAGGGGGGAUGGGGCGAUGCCACUGAUAUCCUUCCUCCUCAGACACAUGUGCAGGAGGCCUCCUCAGCCUCUGAGGUCGCUCCUCGACCUCUAGCGGCACAUGCUGCGAUGGCUGCACUGGGGGCUGCUGCUCUAGUUGUCGCUGCUGCUGCUGGGUGGUGUCAUCCUCCCCCCCAGCAGCACCCCCUUGGGCAUCAGACGCCUCGCCCGCACCCGUCUUGAAGAACGGCAGCCCCGGGAAGGGCGAUGGGUUGAAAGGGAAGUCGAAGUGAUCGAACUUGACGUCGAUGCCUCGGUAGAGACGCGUGAAGUGUCCGCCCGGCAGCAGCGGCAACACUCCCACUAUCGGUAUCAUGUCCUUGUUGUCGGUAGCCCAGCCCAGAAACACUCCCGGCUCUCCCCGUGGAUGCACUCGGCUCGCCUGGUGCUCUCGUGGGAUGAGGACGGUGGCCCUGCAUCCGAAUGGAUGCAGCUGCUCGCGGCGUGCGUCACGGCCAUGCUCCACCCAUCCACGUGGUGUGUGUGUGAAGCCAUUGCGCUUGACGAGGGACGUCAUGUUGUGGAUGUUGACGGCAUACUGCCAGGCAUGCUCGCCGCACCUUGUCGCAUUCAGGCCGCUCGUGCACAACGCCGCCCGUGCGAUCUCCCCCAGCACGCCAAUCGCCCUCUCAGCCUUGCCAUGAUACUCAUGGCGAUGUGCAGGGGUCACGAUGGGGCCCUCGAUGUUGAGCUCGAUGAGCACUUGACCGAAGGGUGCGCCGGGCUCACACAGCUCGCUGCCUGGGUCGACAGAGAUGGCGACGAUGGGUCCGUGCUCGCACUGGAUGGUGCCCGUCUGCCGAUGGAAGUGCCGCAACAGGUCUGGCGCCUGCGUCUUGAAGUUGGCCGGGUAGGAGACGACGAACCCAGAGAAGGCACACACGAACACCAGGACCAGUAUCGUCAUGGUGCCCAGCGGCCCCAGCUGGCUCCUCAUGUGCCCCCAAUCAGCGUGCCACAGCUGUGCGACGCGCAUCUUUAACCUGUCGCCGGUAGCCAGUGCGGUGAUGGACGGGCGCCUUCUUGGCCUUGCCUUCAUUGCAUGGUGGGCAUGCUGGCUUGAAGGGGAGGCUGGUGACGGGUGUGCCGCCUCUGAGGGUCUUGGACAGACGCGGCAGCUCAUUGAAGCCCUUGUGGCCGGCACAGAGGUGGAGGUCGACAGCAUUGAUAAGGUUCGUGCGCUCCUGCUUGGUCAGCACCAACUCAGGCAGCUGC
Vitrella brassicaformis is the source of this 3818-nucleotide messenger RNA. The record is from the annotation of a GenBank genome assembly. Lineage: Eukaryota; Vitrellaceae.